Messenger RNA from Prorocentrum cordatum, 3356 nucleotides. The record is from the annotation of a GenBank genome assembly. NCBI's taxonomy places the organism in Eukaryota, Dinophyceae, Prorocentrales, Prorocentraceae.
AUCCUCUACGCGCAGCUUUUGGGGUCCGAGAGCCUCCCCAGGCCGCCGCGCCCCACGAAAGCCCGCGACCGGGUCAGCCGCCAUGGCAGUCGUGGCGGCGGGCUCAGGGGCUCCAUGGGACCAGGAGGCGGCAGAGCCCCUGCUGAGCGGAGCCGAGGAGGGAGUUCUUGAACAUGUCCUGGCCGUUCAUGAGCAGGAUGCUCCAGGAGAUCGGGGACAGCAUGAAGAACCAGGCGCUGGACGACAAGGACAUGCCCAAGUUUGUGGAAUCCAUGGCCUCGUCCUUCCUGGACAACGUGUGGGCGGACGUGGCGACCGAGAUCCAGCGGGGGGUGGAGGACGCCUUCGUCCGCAGCGACCUUCGUGAGCUGGAGGUGCAGCGCAGCAGGGCGAAGAAAGGGCCCGUCGCCGACAGCUGCUGGAUGGCUGUGUUUUAUCCGGAGCUGCGCAGGGUAGUGUUGUACCACUUCCUCCCAUGUGACAAGACAAUGUUUGGAAAGCUGAAGGAUCCUGUGUGCCUGCUGUUCUACGCGAUCACAUGCAUCCCACUGCACGGUGUGCGUCCUCUGUUCUUUCUUGCCGUCUUCCUCAUGCUCGUGGUCCCCGGGCCACCGGACGAGUUCCAGAUCAUAAACUUCAUCCUUCAGCUCAAGGGUAGUCAGUUCCUGUCGUCGGGCCUCAUCCAGAUGUCUGCAGGCUCCAUGAAGUACUUCUGCUGCUACUCGCGCUACCGCGACUCCGGAGAUGCCCUGCUGAAGUGCCUGGACACCCGCGGCCCCGGCGAAGGGGAGGCCUGGGGUCUGGCGGCAGACUACCUCGGCAGCACGCUGCUGGUGUACUCGGCCUGCGCGCUCCUCCUGCGGCUGGAGAAGACGAAGCACGCCGCUGGCAGAGCAGCGCCCGACGAGCAAGAGAUGAGGGCGGGGGGGCGCCUGCGCGGCCUGGUCUACUACGACGUGAAGUGCUUCGGGGCCUCGAUCCUCUUCCUGGCCGCCAUCACGGUCUGGAACGUGCUCCUGAGCGGCGCGGCCAGCUGGUGGCCACAGAUGUGCGCCAACGUGUUCUGGUGCUGCGUGCUCUACUCCGUCCUCUCGCUGCCCUUCUUCCUCUUCACCAUACCGGGCGUCCAGACGCUCCUCACGCACUGCGACCCCACGGGCCACAACGCGCACGGGGCCUGCGUGCUCUGGAGGCCGCUGUCCAGGAAGGAGACGCCGGCGGCGGAGGGGGCGGCCGAUCCCCUCUCUGGGUCGGCCCUCCAGGACUGGCACUACCGGAUGGGAGCUCGGCUCAUGGCCACGCUGGAGCGCGGGCGCGAAGUGCGCCUGCAGGGCGGACAGGCGGACAACCCGGGCACUUGGAAUUACACGGCGAUGGAUCUGUUCCAUGGCAUCCAGAGGAGGAGGAGGUCGGGCGGUUCGCCGGAGCGGCGGCGUGCGGAGCGUCUCUCCACCUCUGCCGCCAGCCAGGAGGGCUUCCUCGACGCCCUGCGGCGGAGGCUGGCCACCGCCGACGGUGAGGCGGCAGGAGACAUGCAGCCUGAUCUUCACGGCACCCUGGCACCGCUGGAUUCCGUUCGUUUCUUGACGGAACAUACCCACAAAGAUCCGUCCGGCAGGACGUUGCAUUGCGUGCAGGUGACACCAGAGUCCGUGGGGAGCCUGGACGAGGCCGAGUCCCCCGAGCCUUGGGUGCUCUACAGAUACUACACCGACUUCCGGGAGCUGGCGCGCAGCCUCGGCCCAGAGGCCGACAGCCUGGACGCGAGGUUGCCGUCGAGGAUGAAGGUGGUGACACGCCAGAUGCGGCUCGAGAGGGAGGAGGGGCUCGAGAGGUGGCUCCAGGCCGUGGUGAUCGCGAGCAGGGCGCCGAGCGAGGAGCAGCAGCACUGGGCUGGCAAGGUGGCCGCGUUCCUUACCCAGCGCAAGAGGGACCUCGACGUCGAGGCGCAGAGGCUUCGGGCGGAUGACGAUUCGCCCGCCUCGUCGGACGACGAUGAGCGCCGCAGCGGCGGGCCCGCGCUGUCGGAGGGCGACAUGCGCCACGACUUCGGGAUCUCGUUCCGCACCCACCACUGCGGGGACUGCCAGGUGAUGACCAGGAACCGGGGGUGCGGCCGGUGCGAGAUGCGGCUGUGCAGGGAGCACUUCCUCCAGCACAAUUGCUCGCCCUCUGCGACGGGGCUGGCCGCCGGCCCUCCGCUGCUCGAAGCGAACCUGGUCGCGCCCACUGGGACGGCGGCAGCAGCGCGCACGGCAUCCUCCACCGCCUCGGUUCCCAGCGCUGGGCCGUUCGAGACCUUCGGCUCCCUCGUACGUGCUGGGAAGGAGACCCGCGGCGUGGACGCGGAGAGCGACUACAAGUUGGGCGACUUCUCGCGCGGGGCGCUUUCGAAGAUCAAGGCUCUCACUGGCUAUGCUGCCCCGACGGAGGGCGGUCGCGGAGGGGGCGCUGCAACCAGCAGGCCCUCGAGCUCCCGGACGAGCGCCGAGGCGGGCGCUGCAGGCGCCACGGAGGAGGGCUAUGGACAGGGAGUGUCGAGGGGGCCGCCCAGCCUCAGGGCGAGCGCCGCUGCCAACGCAGCGGGUUCUGCUGCCGCGACAGAGCCGUGCCAUGGGGAGGAAGCGGCGGGGAGCAGGCCGCCGAGUCCCUGGGCGAGCGCCGCUGCCGCCGCGACGCAGCCAGGCCUCGGAGAGGGCGCGGCGGGGAACGGGCCGCCGAGCCCAUGGGCGAGCGCCACCGCAGGCGCUGCUGCGACGGAGCCGGGCUAUGGAGAGGGAGCGUCGAGGAGCGGGCCGCCGAGCCCGUGGGCGAUCGCCGAGGCGGGCGCGGUCGCCGCGACGCAGCAGGGCUCUGGAGAGGGCGGGCUGAUCACACCGCGCCUCGAGGUUGAAUUCUCGCCAUCUGGCGCGAAGGCAGAUGUCGGCCCGCCGCAAGCUGCGCCAGUCGUGGCGCUCGGCUCCAGGCCGCUCGAGACGUCGGCCGCGCUGCUCGAAGCCGGCCUGGCCCCGCCCACUGAGACGGCGGCAGCAGCGCGCACGGCAUCCUCCGCCGCCUCGGCGCCCAGCUCCAGGCCGCUCGAGACCUUCGGCUCCCUCGUGCGUGCUGGGAAGGAGACCCGCGGCGUGGACGCGGAUAGCGACUACCGAUUCGGCGACUUCUCGCGCGGGGCGCUCUCGAAGAUCAAGGCCCUCACUGGCUCUGCCGCCGCGAAGGCGGACGGGGGCGCUGCGCCGAGCGGGCCGCCGAGCCCCAGGGCGGGCGCUGCGGCGGGCGCCCUUGCCGCGGCGGCGCAGGGCCGCGGGGGGGGCGGGCCGAGCCCGCCGCCUCACGAGGAGCGGGCCGCCGAGUCGUAG